Messenger RNA from Epinephelus moara (kelp grouper), 888 nucleotides. RefSeq names its product butyrophilin subfamily 1 member A1-like. The record is from RefSeq and is a predicted model, not a curated record. Lineage: Eukaryota; Metazoa; Chordata; Actinopteri; Perciformes; Serranidae. The coding region runs from base 1 to 726 and encodes 241 amino acids. The transcript is spliced from 5 exons.
AUGAACUUUAAAGAGCUGACUGACACUUUUUCACUUUGGGCUUUUACUUUAAAUGUACGCGUGACUUUUAUCGUCUUUUUAAUUCUGGUCACCUACUUUCCUGUUGACGGUCAGCCGCAGGUGAUUGGUUCACCUCAGCCAGUCUUGGGUGCUCUGGGUGAUGAUGUAAUUCUGCCGUGUCAUGUGGAGCCUCGGCUCAACUUGGAGAAGCUGACGGUGGAGUGGUGGAGGCCCGAUGUCCCGCCUGAUCCUGGAGACCCGCUGAGUGAGUACAAGUAUGUCCACCGCUACCAUGACAACCACGAUGAGGAGGGCAUGAAGAUGUCAUUGUACGCUGGGAGGACGACGUUGUUCACAGACAGCCUGAAACACGGCAAUAUGUCUCUCAAGAUCCUGAAGGUGAAGCUCUCUGACCAGGGAAGGUACAGAUGUUUCCUCCCGCAGUUACAGAGCCGAGUGAGGGCGACAGUGAUCAAGUUCAUUGUUGAAACAAAGCAUGUUGAAAUCAGGACAACAGAGACGCCAACCCAUCCCACAAUCAUUCAAACCCCACAAUCGAAGAACGAGACGGCCAUUACAGGUGGUCGGCCCUGUCCACGCAGACUGAUCCCACCUGUGCUUUUCUGUGUCUUGCUAAUAAUCGGAGGUGGAUAUUACAUCAAAUGGAAGUGUCACAAACAAGAUUUUACAGAGUGUGACAUUCCAGACAAACUCCUUCCACUUUAGAGGCCUUGCUCAAGAGCACCCCGGCAAAUACUGUUAAUGGAGAUGAGUGUCACACAUGUUCCUCUCCUGGAUCUCCUUGGUAAGUUUUAGGAUUCAAACCAACAACCCUUGCAGCCACAGUUGGACACAGAAGAAGCAAGGUUUUCAGCUUUGAAUGACCCU